Messenger RNA from Paramecium tetraurelia, 1330 nucleotides. RefSeq lists its product as uncharacterized. The record is from RefSeq and is a predicted model, not a curated record. Gene Ontology annotation, molecular function: ATP binding; RNA helicase activity; RNA binding. NCBI's taxonomy places the organism in Eukaryota, Ciliophora, Oligohymenophorea, Peniculida, Parameciidae. The transcript has 9 exons.
AUGAGCGGAUUAGAAGAUAUUCCUGAAUUUUAUGAUGAUCCAUAACAACCAACAAAAUAGGACAUAUAAAAAUAUGACAAUUACAAUGUCUCAUAAUUCAAAAACUUUGGGCUAAAGGAGGAGCUCUUACGAGCCGUAAAAGAAGCCGGGUUCGAGCAUCCCACUAGAGUCCAAGCGGAAUCGUUGACAAAUGCAUUAUAAGGGGAACAAUUGAUUUGCCAAGCAAAAGCAGGAACAGGAAAGACAGCUGUAUUUGUUCUAACUGUACUGAAUACGAUCAACACUGAAAGCAAUAAAGUGGAAUGUCUUGUAAUUACUCACACAAGAGAGUUAGCCCAAUAAGCUCGGGAUGAGUUUUUAAGAUUGGGAAAGUUUAUGAAAAGUAUCAAAGUUGAGUGCUUUUAUGGAGGAGGAGAGCCAGUGACUGUAAAUAUAUCCACAAUCGAAACAGUGAAGCCAUAAAUAGUAGUUGGUACUCCUGGACGUCUUAAGGAUUUGAUUUGUGAGAAGAAAGCAUUGAAAGUAGAUAGAUUGAAGUACUUUAUAUUGGAUGAAGCCGAUACAAUGAUAGAAGAUUUAAAUAUGAGAAAGGACAUCUAAGACAUCUUCUUACGUACACCACAAGAUAAAUAAUUUAUGGCAUUUAGUGCAACCUUUACUGAAUCAAGCAGAACAUCACUCAAAAAGUUCAUAGCUGAUAAUAAACAUAUUUAUGAAAUUACAAUCAAACCUGAACAACUCUUUUUGGAUAAGUUGAAGUAAUACUAUUUGAAAGUGCCUGAAACUCUUAAAUUCCAUUAUUUGAGAUAAAUCUUAAAUACAUGCAAAUUAAAUCAAUGCAUCAUCUUUGUGAAGAGCUCAGAAAAGGCUGAUGCAUUAGUUGCUGAACUCAAAAAGAAGGGAGAGGAUUCAGUCAGAUAACUCUAUGGUGGUAACAGAUUGGGACCGGAUCACUAAAAAAUGAGACAGAAGACUUAUGAAUAGUUUAGAAAUGGACAUUUCAGAUUACUGGUUGCAACCAAUCUCAUGGGAAGAGGUAUUGAUAUAGAUAAGGUUAAUUACGUCAUCAAUUUUGAUAUGCCUGACUCUUUGGAAACUUAUUUACAUAGAGUAGGAAGAGCUGGUAGAUAAGAGACUAAUGGAGUUGCAAUCUCUUUUGUUAAAUAUGAAGAAGAAACUUCAGAUGGUAAAAAGCAAACAGACGAUGAAGUUUUAUAAUAGAUCCUUAAAUAAUAUCCAGACAAAUUAUAAUAAUUGCCUUAGGAUUUAUCCACAUUAGACAAGUUCUGAAAAUGAUAGUAUUACAUAAAAUAAUAAAAUAAAAUAUAUA